CUGAAUUUUGUCUUCCUCAAAAGUCGACGUCGACACCGUACAAUCCGACAACCCUUCGCGACGAAUCUCCCACUCAGCUCGACCUUGUUUCCUUGUCGGACUGUAUUCUCGCAAAAAUGGCCACCGAGUUGACCGUCCAGUCGGAGCGUGCGUUCCAGAAGCAGCCGCACAUCUUCCUCAACCCCAAGACCAAGGCGAAGAGCAAGAAGGUCGGCCAGACUCGACGAUGGUACAAGGAUGUUGGUCUGGGUUUCCGUACCCCCAAGACCGCCAUUGAGGGCAGCUACAUUGACAAGAAGUGCCCCUUCACCGGUAUGGUCUCUAUCCGUGGCCGUAUCCUGACCGGCCGUGUCGUCUCCACCAAGAUGCACCGUACCAUCAUCAUCCGCCGUGAAUACCUCCACUACGUUCCCAAGUACAACCGUUACGAGAAGCGUCACAAGAACCUUGCUGCCCACGUCUCUCCCGCUUUCCGUGUUGAGGAAGGUGACUGGGUCACCGUCGGCCAGUGCCGCCCCCUCAGCAAGACUGUCCGCUUCAACGUCCUCCGUGUCCUGCCCCGCACCGGCAAGGCCGUCAAGGCUUUCUCCAAGUUCUAAGCGAGUCGACGUCGAUGAUGCUGCGAUGCGAUGAGGCGGUGUCCUCGAGAGUAAAUGCAAUCUAGGGAAGCGGCGCGAAUGGGUUCGAACGGAAGUUAGGGGUUGGGAUUGUUUCACGAUUUCAUGUCCCGGUACCCCUUGCGAAGGAUAUAUCCAAUGAAAAAAAUUUGAUCUGUUCUUCUUUUACCUAUAGUACAGCAAUCUAGGGAAACGGAUCGGGCUUAAUCGUUUGGAAAUGCGAUUUCUGUCAACAGCUGCAAAUGGCCGUUUAUUGC
Molecule: messenger RNA, 874 nt
Organism: Aspergillus nidulans FGSC A4
Lineage: Eukaryota; Fungi; Ascomycota; Eurotiomycetes; Eurotiales; Aspergillaceae
Product: 40S ribosomal protein uS17
Exons: 3
Coding region: 117-599 (160 amino acids)
Biological process (GO): translation
Cellular component (GO): ribosome; cytosolic small ribosomal subunit
Molecular function (GO): structural constituent of ribosome
Source: RefSeq, a predicted model, not a curated record